AUGGCACCAAUGAUGUUAGACUCACUGGAUGUGGACAGUACAUCAUCAAAAUUACUUCACGUUUGCUCGGAUUCUACCGUUGUGCCACCUGGAUAUACAUCGCAGAGAAUUAAGGACUUAUGGUGGCUGCAUGGCCACCCCCACUCAAGGCGAUAUUCUAAUGCAAAGUUGGUCAGUCUUGGAGCAUUGGUACGGCAUGAUGGAACCGUUUUCAAGGGAAAGAAAGCAUUCUUAUAUCCUGUUUUGACAGACUCGAAUACAACAUAUGAAUCUAUGACAUGGGAUGCAUUCGACCGGAUCACCGAGACACUUGCACUAUUUUAUGCAGAACGCCUUCGGGAUGAACUCGAAAAUUCCAAUUUGAUAAGGGUGCAGCCGACUGUAGCACUGCUGGGAACUGGAACAACCUUAGAGUAUUUCUGCACAGAGUUGGCUCUUCAGAAACUUGGUGUUAGAGUUCUACUUCUCGCUGAAUCUAAUGCCAAGGAUGCAUUACACCAUUUAUUGGAAGCGUGCAGUGCCGUGGCUGUCAUAACCGAUUCGAAAAAUUCCAAAGUUAAUACAAACGAUCUCGAGAAGAUUGACAUGGUCGAGGUGCUUCCUCAGAGCUUUGACGUCAAUUAUGAAGAUCUGGACGCUGUCAAGUUUCAAGAUUUUGGAGAUAUUUGGGAAAGACACACGUUCAUUAUCCACUCUUCAGGUUCGACUGGAAUGCCAAAACCGGUAAUCCACACAAAUAGAAGUAUGAUGUUGAUUGCGAGAAUGUAUCGAUUAUUUCAAGAGUUUAGCGCUGAGAAUUGGUUUCUUCUUUUUCCAUUGUAAGUUUACCUAUUCCCAAGCACAGAAAAUUAUUAACAGGCGCAGGUAUCAUAUCGCAGGAAUUUCAAUUGCAUUGUCUGGUUUACCGAAUGGGCAGAUACUGUCUUUUCCGCCUUUAGUAUGGCCGCCAUCGAGUUCAGGUAUAUUUGCUGCUUGGGAGACACUUUCUUCAAUGGGAAAUCCUGUGGACUUGACUCAUUGUGCUCCUACAAUAAUUGAGAACAUGUACGAGUUUAUAAAAGAGAAUGGAGGCGACUUUUCCCCCUUGGCUUCUUUGAAAGUACUUCAACCUGGUGGCGCUGCUCUUUCAGAACGCAUAGUCACAGCACUUACAGCCAAUGGAGUCAAUGUCAAAACUACCUAUGGUAGUACGGAAAUCGGCCCCCCAUUUCGCUCAAUACCCCAUACUAGAAAUAACCCCAAGUGCUACUCUUUUCGAAAUUUGUUCCCAGAUAAUCCUCUUCUAGAGAUGCAGGAGGUUGCAGAAGGUUCCUACGAAUGUGUCGUUCAUAAAGGGUUUGAAUUAGCUGCAGAGCUAUGGCAAAACACAAACGAGCCUUACCGGACCAAUGAUCUUUUUAUCCAAGACCCCCCUGGAAGCGGCUUCUUCGUUCUCAUUGGUAGAAAGGACGAUAUUCUUGUCCACUCAAAUGGGGAGAACACAAGUGCCGGCCCACUUCAACUAGAUAUUCAGACAUCUUCGAAGUACAUAAAUACGGUGUUGGCUUUAGGUCAUUCGAAACCUUGCGUCAGUCUUUUGGUAGAAUUACAUGAAAAGUACGACCCAGAGAGCGACGAUAUUAGAGCCGAGGUAUGGAAUACUGUACGAGCCAUCAACCCCAAGUAUCCUGGCCAUUCUCAAAUUAUGGAAUCUAUGGUUCGACUAUUACCUAAGGGGGAGAAACUACCUGUUACACCAAAGGGGAACGUCAAACGGAAGGAAGUCAUGAAUCUUUACGCAAAAUAUGUGGACCAAUUUUACUCCGAAUACACGUCUCCUCCCACUCCAAGAACUAGCUCAAGUGGAUUUUCUCAUGAAGCUGUAGGAGAAUAUAUCCGUAACAUCCUCGCAUCUAUUUCCAAUACUCAUGCCGCCGAUAUCCAUGACUGGACCACCUUGUACGAUUUGGGCGUGAAUUCACGUCUUGCACUCUCACUAAAAGCCACUUUAACAUCGCAAUUUAAUCGUCCAAUUUCACUGAGCACAAUCUUCGAAAACCCUUCAAUCAGCAAAUUAACUGCGUAUUUCACUCAGCCAUCAUCGCGCUCAAUUACUCCACCGCCGUCUGAGCAAGUUUCAUCCAUAGAAACAGUUCAUCGCAUAAUGUCAAAACUGGAAUCUGAAUUCGGAUCCUGGCCUUCAAGAGCAACUAUGACCUUCCCAGCCCCAGCAAAAGAGACUAUUCUCUUGACAGGGUCUUCAGGAUCUUUGGGCACCGCCCUUCUUGCAACACUCUCUGGGUCAUCCCAAGUUGAAAAAGUCUACGCCAUGGUCAGAGGUCCAAAUCACUUCGCCAAACUCGAAAAGGCGCUAGGAUGUCGUGGAAUGGAUUUAAGUAUCCUCGAAAAAGGGAGUAAAGUUGAAGUGGUAAAUUUCAGCAUGCAAGAUCCAUUGCUGGGCUUGGAUUUGGAGAAGUACUCGGAGUUGGCGAACAGCGUCACCGUUGUGGUCCAGAACGCAUGGAAGAUGGAUUUCAACUUAGGAGUUGAGGAAUUUGAAGGGGAUUGUUUGAGAAGUAAGUUGUCAAAUUUUAGUUUUCUUUUAAGGGCUAUCUAACAAUGUAACCAGACACCAUGUCACUCCUUCGUUUCUGCCAAGCUGGUCGUCCGAAACGUCUCGCUUUUACGAGUAGUAUAAGUACGUGUAUGGGACCAGGACAUAUCGCUUCGACUGUACCGGAGGCUCCAAUUGGUCCUGAUCCCACGGUUGCUCUUUCUACUGGGUACGCACAAAGUAAAUAUAUCGGUAAGUAUCCGUUACCUCAUAGCUUCUCAUCUUAGCCAUUAUAUCCCUCUCAAAUUUCGACUUGCACACCCUGACAUCGCAAAACAGUUGAAAGAAUAACCCAAACUGCAGCCAAAACUCUUAGACUUCCUAUCCACCUCCUUCGCGUAGGGCAACUAGCAGGCUCGACCCACACAGGAUGUUGGAACGUCGACGAAAUGUGGCCUGUAAGCUCCCCCUAUCUGCCCAAACGCAGAGACACAUGAAAGCAAGUUAACAGAAAAAAGAUCAUCUUUUCAACCUCCCUCCAUCCAUUAAUAAACUGCAUCCCCUCCUUCCCAUCGAAACUCGUAGACUGGAUACCCGUCGAUAUUGCAGCUGCUACUAUCUCUGAUAUUUUAUUAUCUCCCUCUUCUUCCCUCACAACUCCCACAUCCACCAGCCCGAGCACAGUCCCAAGCCCUGAGAAAAAUAUCUCAAUGACGUACAACGCCCACAACAUAGUAAACCCCUAUCCUGUUCCUUGGCGAACCGUCCUCUCCUACCUCGACACCGCAACGCACACCUCGCUCCAACGUGUACCGAUGAAAGAGUGGGUGCAAAAACUCUCUAUGAUGGCCGAUUCGCCCUUCGCAGAGGAAAUACAUGGAUUGAGGCUUUUGAGGUUCUUUGAGGAAAUGGCUGCUGCUGAAGAUUCGGCAACAGACACGAACGAAGGGGGCGCUGGGGAUGACAGAGAUCAGAAAGGAAAGGUGUUGAUGUUCGAAACGGAGAAAACGAGGGGUAUUAGCAAGGCGUUGAGGGAGUGUGGGCCUUUCUGUGGGGAGUGGAUAGAGCGAAAUGUUAGGGUUUGGAGGGAGAGUGGAUUUUUGAAGAAGUGAUUUGACGGGUGGGGAUGGGAAGGUUGACAGCUGCGAGGCUAUUCCAGAAUGAAUGGGGAGUGAUGGGAUUGAAUAGGAAAAGGUGAGAAGGGGCCCGCGGGGGUCUGGCACGGCUGGGAGGGUUAUUACAUACGAAUGUAUAAACGGCAGAUUUAAUGACGACACAUGAGGGUAUUUGAGUAAGGGGACGCAAUCUUGCAAAUGCAUGGAUUUCAUGAUGGAAAUACACUAAAACCAAU
This is a messenger RNA of Hymenoscyphus albidus, 3884 nucleotides long. The record is from the annotation of a GenBank genome assembly. NCBI's taxonomy places the organism in Eukaryota, Fungi, Ascomycota, Leotiomycetes, Helotiales, Helotiaceae.